UAAGAAGAAAACCCUAACUCGAGUAGCACGUGUGACAGUUAAUACAAAGAGUAGCAAGCGCCGCAGUGCGUAAUCACAAGGAAGACCGUUCGAUCGAACACCACGUCAUCGAUCCGCGUGAAAUCGUAUCUGAACGGCUCAGAUCAUUUUCACAGAGUAACUGAAGAAACGAAGCGAAGAAGAGUCUGGUAACUUGGCUUCGUUGUUUCUCUACUCUCUCGUGCUCGAUUUUCCACUCUUCAAUGAAAACAGAAUCUCAAAUUUUUGUGGCGUCGAAGAUGAAUUUCACGGAGGAUUCUGAGAAAGUGAAGAAAAUUGAGGUUGUUGUUUUGAGUGAAGAUGAAGGUGAAGACGAUUAUGAGUCAGUGGAAGAAGUAGACGCCGGAGAAGACGACGGUGAUGAGGAUGACGAUGUUGAUGAUGAGGAGGAGGAUGAAGAGGAGGAGGAGGAGGAUGCUCCUGACGCCGGCAACGACGAGGAUGAUGAUGACGAAGAGGAAGAUGGAGAUGACGAAGCAGGUGGUGGUGAGCGUGGUGGUGACUCUGAUGAUGAUGACGACGACGACGAGAACGAUGACGACGAGGAGGAUAACGAUGAAGAGGAUGAUUUGGGAACAGAGCACCUCGUUCGCCCUAUAGGCAAUGCUGAAGAGGAGGAAGCUUCUAGUGAUUUUGACCCAGAAGAAAAUGACGAGGAUGAAGACGAAGAUGAUGAUGAGAAGGAUAAGGUUCCACCGAAAAGGAAGAGGUCAAAUAAAGAUGAUGAUUCCGAUGACGAUGAUGGAGGUGAAGAUGAUGAAAGACCCUCGAAAAAAUAGAGUUGGGCUAUUUCUUUGUUUGAGGACUUAACAAACCAAACCAUAGUUGAAGUAGAUCAGCAUCUGUCCUUUGAACGCUUUUCAGAGAAAGGAUGAGUAGGUCAAUGGAAUUGUUUUGUGUUCUCUUUGUAUUAUUAUCAUCAUUAGUAUUAUGGUGCAACAUUGUUAGGAUUUUUAGUUUUUGUCUGGUUGGUGCAUAUAGUCAAUUGUGGGUCGAAAACAUCUGCUAGGACAACUAAUGUGGAUUUCAAUUUAUGCAUAAUAUUUCUGACA
Molecule: messenger RNA, 1091 nt
Organism: Lathyrus oleraceus (garden pea)
Lineage: Eukaryota; Viridiplantae; Streptophyta; Magnoliopsida; Fabales; Fabaceae
Exons: 2
Coding region: 243-818 (191 amino acids)
Source: RefSeq, a predicted model, not a curated record